Molecule: messenger RNA, 2070 nt
Organism: Suillus subalutaceus
Lineage: Eukaryota; Fungi; Basidiomycota; Agaricomycetes; Boletales; Suillaceae
Exons: 7
Coding region: 313-1737 (474 amino acids)
Molecular function (GO): hydrolase activity, acting on carbon-nitrogen (but not peptide) bonds
Source: RefSeq, a predicted model, not a curated record
GUUCAUGACCCUCGAAACAAACAGGAACCAAGUUCUCCGUCGGCAACUCCCGAAGUAGGAGAUGGAGCAACAUAAAGCAGUGAAGCUCGCGCUAGUAUUCAUAGAAACUUUUGAAAGAAGACGGUAAAUUCCAGUAUGGCCGGCAGCAGUCGCGGCAGCGCCGCGGCAUUUCUCGGCCGCCAUAUGUAGUAGUCCAAACUCCGUCUAUUUACUCCAUCAAGUCAUUUCUCAGGGGCUCUUCUCCUUGUCCCUUGUCUCCAGUCGACCACACCGGGACACCUAACGGAAACCAGUUAAACUCUGUCCUGCCAAAUGCAGCUCACAGCAACAGCCCCCACGCUAGAAGGCCAAGCCCAACCUGCUGCGGCGACCAAGAUAGUUCUCGCUGGGAAAUUGUUUGACCCAUACACGCUCGAACUUCUUGAUAAUCAAGCCAUCACGAUAUGCAACGACUCUGGAAUGAUACUCGAUGUCGCCCCGUUCCCAGAGAACGGCGGUAACUUUGCGUCUUUUGAUGGUGAAGUAAUAGACCUUCGGCACUUGACGGUUCUGCCAGGUUUCGUCGACACUCACGUCCACUUUUUCUUGCAUCCGUAUGCAGAGACCUCAUGGGAGGAACAGGUUACCAAAGAGUCCAUCGUCGAGCGCACCAUCAGGGCCACAGUGCACGCUAAACGUACCUUGAUGGCAGGUUUUACGGCUGUGCGUGAUCUAGGUACCGAGGGUGCAGGGGAUGCAGAUAUUGCGCUACGCAAGUGUUUAUCGAGCCCUGGUGCCCUCAUACCCGGCCCGAGGUAUUUUUGUGCCACAAGGGCAAUUGCGCCCACUGGAACGUAUGGUCCAAAGAGUUCCCUCUACCUAAACAAAGAAGGUAUCGAUGGUGUCACCGGCGUUGAUGCGGCGGAUGGAACUCAAGAGUGCAUCAAGGCCGUCCGGAGGCAGAUUGGCGCGGGGGCUGAUUGGAUCAAGAUCUAUGCAGACUACACCGUUCGAUCACGGGCUUCUGAAGUCUCGCGUAGGGUUGGGGCUGCGUCCAUGGCCACAUUCGAUUAUGAUGAACUGAGGGCAAUGAUCUGCACUGCCCAUGCAUAUGGAGUCAAGGUCGCCGCUCAUGCAACGAAUAGGUCAACCAUUAUUCCCCUGAUGAGUCUCAGGGUGGACUCCAUUGAGCACGCAUAUGAUAUGACCACUCCUGACACAACUGCGGUAGAAAUGUUUGGAGAAUAUGUAGGCCAUAAAACCAAAUAUGUGCCUACCCUCGCGGCAUAUUACACCAUGACCCAGGGGAAAGGAGAUCUUUGGGAUCGUGCUGCCAGUUCUUUCAAGGCAGCUUUGGAACUGGACUUGGACAAUAUUUCAUGCGGGGGCGAUACGGGGGUCUUCGCUCACGGAGCUAAUGCGUUGGAGCUAUCGCUCAUGGUCCGUCUGGGUGCCAACUGGAAGAAGGUGCUUAGAUGGGCAACUUUGGGCGGCUGGGAGUGUGUACGAUCAAGGAUGUGGGAAGGCGAGGCAGGAAAGACCCGACUCGCCCAGGUAGGUGAUCUCAAGGAGGACCCAAGGAUUAUUGGUGAUAAUGAAGUACCGUUUGGAGCGGUGAGGAGAGGGUUUAUCGCUGAUUUGAUUGCAACACCGGGAAACUUUGCGGCAGAUUUCGAAAGCGCGGUGUCCGCGGAAAGCAUACAGUUUGUCAUGAAAGGUGGCAGGAUCUACAAGCGUGAUGGUCUACCUCUUGUGUAACAGGUACUAGUAGUAUAUGGCUCUCGCGGAAUUUGACCACACGGCGAUCAUUAGGGCCAAGUGCAAGUUGGAGUGCAACGUUAAUGAUAUGCCACCUGGACGCCCAUUUACCAGUAAAGCUGUUUCAAAAUAUUAAAUUGGUUAAUUUCCGUCAUCAGUUGGACGGCGGCGCUGUCCUCGGCCACAUCUGACUGAGGUUGCUUUAAACUACCUGACUUGGUGACCCAUUGAUUUGAAAUUGAGGAUAGCCGUGAGAUAGCUUAAUCAGCAACUAUACAGCUCCACGGUUUUCCACAAAUUCUCCACUCUAUAUUUUCCUGAUACAUACCCUCA